AUGCGUGUCAAUUCCAUGCUAUUCACGCGCAACAGUAUACAUGUGGAGCAUUGCGAGAUAGUCUCUCGCCAUCUUGGCCACGAUUGGGAACGCCUUCGAGAUGGUUCGGCGAACCGUAGCCUCAUUGACGUGGCCCUUGCUCGGCGCCUCGGCGGUAUAGUAGAGAUGGCAGGCUUCAUCUCCUUGGCGCGGUCCGCCAUGGCGUAA
Molecule: messenger RNA, 207 nt
Organism: Closterium sp. Naga37s-1
Lineage: Eukaryota; Viridiplantae; Streptophyta; Zygnematophyceae; Desmidiales; Closteriaceae
Source: the annotation of a GenBank genome assembly